AGUUGCUGGUAACUACUUCCGGUUCACGUCUGUGCGCAUGACAGAGGUUGCGUCUUAUAGUUAUUAAAGACUAAAAUUGUACUGAAUGUAGAUUUACUGAUAUAUUUUCGAGAUCGGUAUAUUUUUAUUUGGUGAUUUAUAGGAUAAUAAAUCGUGAGAAUUUAGAAGGCAAACUAAGCACAUUAUCAGGCUGUGGAGAACUCACUGGUGUCUCCUAAUAGUUUGUAUAUAUUGUAGUUACAUAGCGCAAUGAGCCUGCGGCGUAUUUUUCUUACUGCUCGGUGUUUUGUUGGGGCUUCGCGGUCACUACAAGCAACAUCUAACAUGCUAUGUUUAAUGAGAAACAUGUCAUCACAACAAGCUGACUACCUUGAAAGGACCUCGAGUGUUAACAGACAGAAGGCAAUAUUUUCAGCACGAGUCUGUGCCAUUUCAGAUGAGUCAGACACUGUGAAGAGGCUACAGCUGGAGGUGCCACAUCCUGAUUUUAGUUUUCAUGCUGGCCAGUGGGUGGACUUUUUCAUCCCAGGUAUGGAAACAGUUGGAGGCUUUUCAGUGUGCUCCAGCCCUGGGCUUCUGAACAGAGAACAUAUUAUAGAGCUGGCAGUAAACACCCACCACCCACCUGCACACUGGAUACACACCAAGUGUACAUUAGGUUCGCUUGUAGAAGUGCGAGUUGGAGGGGAGCUUUAUUUCGACCCCAUGCCGUCUGAUCAUACAGUGGACCUGCUUUUGGUGGCUGGUGGCGUCGGUAUCAACCCUUUACACUCCAUCCUUAUGCACAGUGUAGAUCUACUCCGACUGAAAAACCCAAACACACCAAGACAGACACACAUUUGUUACAGUGCCAAAAACUCAAAGGAGCUGCUGUUCAAAAACAGCAUCAUUGGUGUUUGUCAGGAAUUUCCAGAUAAAUUUACAUGUGACUUCCGAGUGACGCAACAAGAGUUUGAAAUCGAGCCAGACCUCCAGUGUUACACAAGCAGUGGAAAAAUAUCCCAGGAGGUGCUGAGGCCGCAUGUUAAACCUGGCCGCACGUUGUGUUAUUUGUGUGGGCCACCACCCAUGAUUGAAUGUGUUAGUAGAGACCUACAAUGUCUUGGCCUGUCAAUGGACAAAAUUCUUUAUGAGAAAUGGUGGUAGAUUUCCAGCAUGUGCAUUUGGGGUUUGAAAGUACAGGAGAACAGAUAUUUUAUGUAUAAUGCACAAUUUCCUAACUAUUCAACUGCAUAACUUUACUAGUCAAUGCGGUUUUCUCAUCUACAAACAACAUCUUAAUUAAUACAUCACAAACAACAUUUGCAUAACAUGCAUUUUUGGUCAUAUCAGGUAAUAUGGGAAAUAAUACAGAUUUUAAUUUGUUAUUAAAACAGUUUUUUCACUGGAUGUAAACAUGGGUAUCUCCUGUUGAAAAGAGUUUAAAAUAAUUAAAAUGUGCUCAAAUAAUAUUUGCUAUUA
Silurus meridionalis is the source of this 1461-nucleotide messenger RNA. It is a transcript of the gene oxnad1, whose product is annotated as oxidoreductase NAD-binding domain containing 1. Gene Ontology annotation, molecular function: oxidoreductase activity. Gene Ontology annotation, cellular component: mitochondrion. The record is from RefSeq and is a predicted model, not a curated record. NCBI's taxonomy places the organism in Eukaryota, Metazoa, Chordata, Actinopteri, Siluriformes, Siluridae.